AUGAUCCACCAAACGGCGGGCACCACCACCCUUGUCGAAGCAAAUACAAGUCCAAGUUCUGAGACAGCCCUUUUCGAAGUCGUCUUCGCCUCUCUCAAUCGCGCAGAGUUCACAGGCUCAGCUCUUUCCGGUGCUCGGCUUCCUCUUUCCCCGAGAAACACCACACCAAUCCUCCGAAAUCAGACGACGUCGUGGAGCUCCUCUGUUUCCUCUCCCAUUAGUCUCUUCCCUGGCGCCAUCCUCCCUCUCCAGAUCUUCGAGUUCCGUUACCGCAUUAUGAUGCACACGCUGCUCCACACCGACCUCCGGUUUGGCGUCAUUUACUCCGAUGCCGUAUCCGGUACCGCCGACGUGGGAUGCGUCGGCGAGAUCGUCAAACACGAACGACUCGUCGACGAUCGCUUCUUCCUCAUAUGUAAAGGUCAAGAACGGUUCCGUGUCACCAAUAUCGUCCGCACGAAACCGUUCGUCGCCGAAGUCAACUGGCUCGAAGACAGGCCGUCCGGCGACGGAGAUUUAGAAGGAUUAGCCAAUGAAGUGGAGAUUUACAUGAAAGACGUGAUUCGGCUAUCCAAUCGGCUUAACGGGAAACCGGAAAAGGAAGCGCAGGACUUGAGGAGGAAUCUUUUCCCGACGCCGUUUUCGUUUUUCGUGGGGAGUACAUUUGAAGGGGCGCCGAGAGAGCAACAGGCUUUGCUGGAGUUGGAAGACACGGCGUCCAGGUUAAAAAGAGAGAAGGAAACUCUAAGGAACACUCUUAAUUACUUGUCCGCCGCAUCCGCUGUGAAAGACGUGUUUCCCUCCUCAUGAUGAGGGGCUUUGAUAAAAACUUGAACAAAACUUGGGUUAGAGUUUGGUGAAUAUAUAGAUAUUUUGAUGCCUAAUUUGUUAUACACGAAGCUGUAAAUUUUUGAUAUGGAAUCUCUCUGUUUGUUUUGUACUACCAGUUGUUAGAAUCUUGAAUGAAUUGUUGAUGUUAACAUGGUUAAUUUGCACACAAGCUAGUCUUUUGAAGAUGUUUCAAGCUUACACUUUCAUGUUACU
Molecule: messenger RNA, 1044 nt
Organism: Theobroma umbraticum
Lineage: Eukaryota; Viridiplantae; Streptophyta; Magnoliopsida; Malvales; Malvaceae
Source: RefSeq, a predicted model, not a curated record